AUGAGAAGGCGAGGGGAAAGGCGAGGAGGAAGGCGAGGAGGAAGGCGAGGAGAAAGGCGAGGAGGAAGGCGAGGAGGAAGGCGAGGAGGAAGGCGAGGAGGAAGGAGAGGAGAAAGGCGAGGAGGAAGACGAGGAGGAAGGCGAGGAGGAAGGCGAGGAGGAAGGCGAAGAGAAAGGCGAGGAGGUAAGCGAGGAGGAAGGCGAGGGGAAAGGCGAGGGGAAAGGCGAGGAGGAAGGCGAGGAGGAAGGCGAGGAGGAAGGCAAGGAGGAAGGCGAGGAGGAAGGCGAGGAGGAAGGCGAGGAGGAAAGCGAGGAGGAAGGCGAGAAGGAAGGCGAGGAGAAAGGCGAGGAGGAAGGCGAGGAGGAAGGCGAGGAGGAAGGCGAGGAGAAAGGCGAGGAGGAAGGCGAGGAGGAAGGAGAGGAGGAAGGCGAGGAGGAAGGCGAGGAGAAAGGCGAGGAGGAAGGCGGGGGGAAAGCGAGGAGGAAGGCGAGGAGGAAGGCGAGGAGAAAGGCGAAGAGAAAGGCGAGGAGGAAGGCGAGGAGGAAGGCGAGGGGAAAGGCGAGGAGGAAGGCGAGGAGGAAGGCGAGAAGAAAGGCGAGGAGGAAGGCGAGGAGCAAGGCGAGGAGGAAGGCGAGGAGGAAGGCGAGGAGAAAGGCGAGGAGCAAGACGAGGAGGAAGGCGAGGAGGAAGGCGAGGAGGAAGGCGAGGAGAAAGGCGAGGAGGAAAGCGAGGAGGAAGGCGAGGGGAAAGGCAAGGGGAAAGGCGAGGAGGAAGGCGAGGAGGAAGGCGAGGGGAAAGGCGAGGAGAAAGGCGAGGAGGAAGGCGAGGAGGAAGGCGAGGAGGAAGGCGAGGAGGAAGGCGAGGAGAAAGGCGAGGAGGAAGGCGAGGAGGAAGGCGAGGAGGAAGGCGAGGAGGAAGGCGAGGAGAAAGGCGAGGAGAAAGGCGAGGAGGAAGGCGAGGGGAAAGCGAGGAGGAAGGCGAGGAGGAAGGCGAGGAGGAAGGCGAGGAGGAAGGCGAGGAGAAAGGCGAGGAGGAAGACGAGGAGGAAGGCGAGGAGGAAGGCGAGGAGGAAGGCGAGGAGAAAGGCGAGGAGAAAGGCGAGGAGGAAAGCGAGGAGGAAGGCGAGGGGAAAGGCGAGGGGAAAGGCGAGGAGGAAGGCGAGGAGGAAGGUGAGGGGAAAGGCGAGGAGAAAGGCGAGGAGGAAGGCGAGGAGGAAGGCGAGGAGGAAGGCGAGGAGGAAGGCGAGGAGGAAGGCGAGGGGGAAGGUGAGGAGAAAGGCGAGGAGGAAAGCGAGGAGGAAGGCGAGGGGAAAGGCGAGGAGAAAGGCGAGGCGAGGAGGAAGGAGAGGAGGAAGACGAGGAGGAAGGCGAGGAGGAAGGCGAGGAGGAAGGCGAGGAGAAAGGCGAGUAGGAAAGCGAGGAGGAAGCGAGGAGGAAGGCGAGGAGAAAGGCGAGGAGAAAGGCGAGGAGGAAGGCGAGGAGGAAGGCGAGGGGAAAGGCGAGGAGGAAGGCGAGGAGGAAGGCGAGGAAAAAGGCGAGGAGGAAGGCCAGGAGGAAGGCGAGGAGGAAGGCGAGGAGGAAGGCGAGGAGAAAGGCGAGGAGGAAGACGAGGAGGAAGGCGAGGAGGAAGGCCAGGAGGAAGGCGAGGAGAAAGGCGAGGAGGAAGGCGAGGAGGAAGGCGAGGAGGAAGGCGAGGAGGAAGGCGAGGAGGAAGGCGAGGAGGAAGGCGAGGGGGAAGGCGAGGGGAAAGGCGAGGAGGAAGGCGAGGAGGAAGGCGAGGAGGAAGGCGAGGAGAAAGGCGAGGAGGAAGACGAGGAGGAAGGCGAGGGGGAAGGCAAGGAGAAAGGCGAGGAUGAAAGCGAGGAGGAAGGCGAGGGGAAAGGCGAGGAGAAAGGCGAGGAGGAAGGCGAGGGGAAAGGCGAGGAGGAAGGCGAGGAGGAAGGCGAGGAGGAAGGCGAGGAGAAAGGCGAACAGGAAAGCGAGGAGGAAGGCGAGGGGAAAGGCGAGGGGAAAGGCGAGGAGGAAGGCGAGGAGGAAGGCGAGGGGAAAGGCGAGGAGGAAGGCGAGGAGGAAGGCGAGGAGGAAGGCGAGGAGGAAGGCGAGGAGGAAGGCGAGGAGGAAGGCGAGGGGGAAGGCAAGGAGAAAGGCGAGGAUGAAAGCGAGGAGGAAGGCGAGGGGAAAGGCGAGGAGAAAGGCGAGGAGGAAGGCGAGGGGAAAGGCGAGGAGGAAGGCGAGGAGGAAGGCGAGGAGAAAGCCGAGGAGGAAGGCGAGGAGGAAGGCGAGGAGGAAGGCGAGGAGGAAGGAGAGGAGAAAGGCGAGGAGGAAGACGAGGAGGAAGGCGAGGAGGAAGGCGAGGAGGAAGGCAAGGAGAAAGGUGAGGAGGAAAGCGAGGAGGAAGGCGAGGGGAAAGGCGAGGAGAAAGGCGAGGAGGAAGGCGAGGAGGAAGGCAAGGAGGAAGGCGAGGAGGAAGGCGAGGAGAAAGGCGAGGAGGAAGGCAAGGAGAAAUGCGAGGAGGAAGGCGAGGAGGAAGGCGAGGAGAAAGGCGAGGAGGAAGGCGAGGAGGAAGGCGAGGAGAAAGGCGAGGAGGAAGGCGAGGAGGAAGGAGAGGAGGAAGGCGAGGAGGAAGGCGAGGAGAAAGGCGAGGAGGAAGGCGAGGGGAAAGCGAGGAGGAAGGCGAGGAGAAAGGCGAGGAGAAAGGCAAGGAGGAAGGCGAGGAGGAAGGCGAGGAGGAAGGCGAGGAGGAAGGCGAGGAGAAAGGCGAGGAGGAAAGCGAGGAGGAAGGCGAGGGGAAAGGCGAGGGGAAAGGCGAGGAGGUAG
Molecule: messenger RNA, 2817 nt
Organism: Closterium sp. NIES-65
Lineage: Eukaryota; Viridiplantae; Streptophyta; Zygnematophyceae; Desmidiales; Closteriaceae
Source: the annotation of a GenBank genome assembly